Molecule: messenger RNA, 2076 nt
Organism: Physcomitrium patens
Lineage: Eukaryota; Viridiplantae; Streptophyta; Bryopsida; Funariales; Funariaceae
Biological process (GO): interstrand cross-link repair
Cellular component (GO): Fanconi anaemia nuclear complex
Source: RefSeq, a predicted model, not a curated record
UUGUUGAUGCUGGUUUACUGGCUUAUUUUUGUGUUCAUUAAACCCUAGAAGAGUUGCUAUCGAUCUGUGGUGAACAUGCUUGUUUCCAGUGUGUCUCUCUCGACAUUUUGUCACAACCGUGAUUGGAUUCCAGCAACUAGAACUUUGGAGUGUAGACAAUGUGUGUGGUGGUAGGGUUUAGUGCACCCAAGGAUUCGUGGCUUGAGGAUUGCGAACACGCCGGGUGUGUAGAGUGCAUGACAGGGAUGGCAGUGACAGCAAUGUGGAGGAAGAAUGAAAUGUAGAUUGGAGUAGCGGAAUGGUGCGACAAUGGCAUGGCAAGGUGUUUCGGAUGCACGCUGGCGAGCUCUCCUCGAUAUUUUCCGGAACUCUACAUCUGCUGUGCAAACGGCAGUGCGCUGGGUGGAGACGCAGGGCUAUGGUGAUGCACUUGGUAAGGCUUCCACGCAGGGGAAUGCGCGAGGAGUCUUGCAGUCCCUGUCGCGCUUCGUGCCGGAGCUGCUGGCAAAACCUGUUGUGGUGAUCGAAGAACAGCACGACAACCCGGGCGCUACAGUGACAAUUUGCAAGUAGUGAGUUGUGGAUACAAACCCUGCCCAAUGCCAUGCAAACCAAUAUUCUCACAUUUUUGAGUGCAGAGCGGCGCCAUUUCCUUUCUAAGGAUUUGGUUGCCCUUGCCUCCACUUUAUUGGCCACCCGUGGCAUUGACUUCUGGGUCAAGCUUGCGGCAUCCAAUUUGCUAAAUGUUCUAAAUGGCGAACCCGACGAAAAGAUGCUGUGCUUGGAGCAGAACUGUGCACCUGGCCAAAAUUCUGCGCUAGAACAAUACUCGUCCUUGCCUAGUUGGAUCGAGGAGUACAAGGAAUUACGAUCGGUGCUGUUGUCAGGGCUUACCCUGCGACAUGAAGAUGUCAUACCCAGAAAUGACGAGGAUCCAUUGACACAGGAAGGACUUGCCAAGAAUGUGGCCGACAGCGUUGACAAUAAUAGAGUUUUAAUGGAUGAGGUAGAGAUUUCAACUGCUCGCCCUGAGACAUGUUCACAAACCGCAUUGGGCAAACGGAAGCGCGAUCCAGAGCCAAGGGUCAUCUCUCAAGCCACAUCACCUCAUGUACAGGUUCAGGAAAGCCAAGGACCAGAAGAAACAAUGCCUGGAGGGGAACACCUUGAGGCCGUGAAUGAUGAGGACGAGAAGUCAGUAAGGGAGUUGCUUGGGAAUGAUUUAUUUGAAAAGGCGAAAAGUCUCGGGAUAGCUCUUCAGUCAAGGUCUUCUCAUGAUGGCUUACCUUUCGACAUUGACAUAUUGUCCAAAGCUCCAAACCUGUCUCGUGUUCUCAAAGUUAUCAAGCCAUGGCUGGUUACCGAUGAGACAACCAGUUUGCUUGUAACAAGCCUGCUCGGUGAACAGUCUGGGUAUGCUCAAUCAACACAGAUUUUAACACAUGUGCUCCUUCCCAAGCUAAUAAACAUGGAAGAACCUCCUUCAAGAAUUCUGAGUUCCGCGGUGCUGCAGGCAGGUAAGGCCCAUCCACGAGCGACUAUAGAUGCUGUUGUAAUUCCUCUUCUGUUAGAGACGGAUGUUUCUGGCUCAACAUUAAAAUGUGAUCUCAUUAAUAGGGUGGUGAAGGAGUGUUUUUCUCCCGAAGCAGCUUCUUCUUUAUGCAAUAGGCUCUUCUGUCCUCGGAAUUGGGUCUGGACCGAUGGUACAGUAGGGGUGGUGCAAACCCUCUUGAAUCAGAAGGUAUCACUGGAGGAAGUCGCUCUAGAAGGCCUGAUUUCUUUGUUGGAGCUAAACUGCAAUCAGUUUUCAGCCUCUUUGAAAUUCAGCAAUCUAUUGCUGAACUUAGUAACAAAGUAUGGAUCUCAGGUCAGGCCAUACAAACAAGUACUCCAACAGGUUGUUUCAAGCUCAAAAACUUUUUUGACAAAAUCCAUUUUGACGAAAGUCUCUGCACUUUAAGGUAAUCUGCAUUAUGUGGUGUUUACAGAUGUAAAGAUGUAAUCUAUGUAUUACGAGCACUUCCAGCACUCAGCUCUAAUUUCAGCAUCUACGAAUAUUUCAGUCUUUUGCUUGAU